AUGGACAUGAUUGAAAAUUUGAUGUUACUUUUGAUGGUUGUAUAUGUGGUUUUAUGUCCUUAUACCAAAGUAGAAGAGAGCUUCAAUCUUCAGGCUAUGCAUGAUAUCAUUUAUCAUCAACAAAAUAUCUCUCAGUAUGAUCAUUUAGAAUUCCCAGGAGUUGUUCCUCGCUCAUUUAUUGGACCACUCUUCAUAGCUAUGAUAUCUGCACCUUUUGCAUUAUUUGCUAACUUUCUGAAACUGAAUAAGCUAUUCAUGCAGCAUGUAGUUCGAUACUGCUUGGGGCUCUAUGUAUUAUGGUCAUUCCGCAAGUUCCAAGAAGCUGUUCGCAAGCGGUUUGGUUCUAACACCAAAUUCUGGCUAUAUUUGCUUACAAUGACCCAAUUUCAUUUUGUAUUCUAUAUGACUCGACCUCUCCCCAACAUAAUGGCCCUUGGGCUCGUAUUAUUAGCAUUGCAAUCAUGGUUAUUUGGAAGACAUAAAUCGUUUCUAUGGUUUGCUGGAACUGCAAUUAUUAUAUUUCGCUCUGAUGUCAGCUUGCUGCUUGGAAUUUACCUGCUCAUGGAUCUUGUCACACGUAGACUUAGUCUUAAAAAUGCUGUUGCUAUAAUUAUUUUUGCUGGUGGCAUUAUUUUAGAUUUUCUUCAGAUACAGUUUUUCAAAGCUCAAUGUCGACAGAACUUUCAGAUCAAGGGGAAUAUGUGCAACUGUAUUGAUAGAUUCUUUCUUUUGGCAACGUUGGCUCUGGCCUGA
Messenger RNA from Octopus bimaculoides (California two-spot octopus), 753 nucleotides. RefSeq names its product dol-P-Man:Man(7)GlcNAc(2)-PP-Dol alpha-1,6-mannosyltransferase. Gene Ontology annotation, cellular component: endoplasmic reticulum membrane. Gene Ontology annotation, molecular function: alpha-1,6-mannosyltransferase activity. The record is from RefSeq and is a predicted model, not a curated record. NCBI's taxonomy places the organism in Eukaryota, Metazoa, Mollusca, Cephalopoda, Octopoda, Octopodidae. Gene Ontology annotation, biological process: protein N-linked glycosylation.